AUGGAUGAAUUGUCUGUUUAUUACUUGGGGAAAAAGGACGGUGAAAAUCAAAAGGCGUUAAUGAAGGAAUCAAACGAACUAGAACUGGAAUGUCAACAAGCGAUCGAAAAGGCACAGGCUGUUCUGAUCUCAGGAUGUUUUGAAAGCAACGCUACAGUCAGUCAAGACAAUGAUAAUGACGAGGUAACUAAUGGUACCAGUUCUGCUGGGAGUAAUUUGAUUAACGAAGGACAGACACAACCCGCUGUGACCAGUAUCACUGAGCAACAAGCGAUGCAAGGCGCAAUAGGAACUAGUAUGAUACAGCAAACAGUGGAGCAGAAUCAAUCGAGUUCAUCAAGUCCAACACAUACACCAUCGUACACGGGAGGUUCAGUUCUAAACCGCCAUUUAAAACCACUAAGAGUACCUGAUUACAAUGGAAAUAAAGCAAAAUUUGAAGAAUUUUGGAGCCUAUUUGAAAGUUUA
This is a messenger RNA of Paramuricea clavata, 468 nucleotides long. The record is from the annotation of a GenBank genome assembly. NCBI's taxonomy places the organism in Eukaryota, Metazoa, Cnidaria, Anthozoa, Malacalcyonacea, Plexauridae.